AUGGCGAAGGUUCGAAGGGAGGCUGACCUGGAGGCCAGCCAGACAAGGGUUGUGGGAGCUUUACCUACUAAAAAGGGAGACCUUCUCAUUAAAAUUGGAGGGUCUUCAAACAAGAAGCUGUUCACCGAGGAGGUGACAAAGAUAAUCGGCGAUUUGGGUAAGGUGCAGAUGGCGGAUCGGCGAACUACGCUGGAAAUCCGCGACAUGGAUGCCCUUACUGAGAAGGAAGAUGUUGAGGAUGCCCUGGAGAAAGUUUCCACAGUUCCAGCUGGAAGCAGAAAGGUGACGGUCCUUGGGCCAAAUAAGCGAGGAGUGAAACUCGCUGUUGUGGUCAUCAGCCAGGAAGAUGCUGAUAAGCUGGAGAAGGUGGGUCACGUAAAGAUUGGAUUCGUGUCCUGCAGGAUCAGAAGUAGAGUGAUGGUCAAAAGGUGCCAUAGGUGUCUUGACUAUGGUCAUAUAGGUCGAGACUGCAAUGCAGUAGAUAGGUCGGCUGCGUGCUUUAAGUGCGGAGAAGCCGGCCAUAAGGCAGCAGACUGUAAGAAGAGCCCAUGCUGCUUCUUAUUCAAGGCGAAGUUCGGCGAAAAGGAGAACAUCCAACAUGUAGCUGGAUCAGGGAGUUGCAAGGUCUUUAGAACUGCCCUCGAGGAAGUAAAGAAGACUUUGUCAAGGACAAGGAGAAAAUAA
Leptopilina heterotoma is the source of this 684-nucleotide messenger RNA. RefSeq lists its product as uncharacterized. NCBI's taxonomy places the organism in Eukaryota, Metazoa, Arthropoda, Insecta, Hymenoptera, Figitidae. Gene Ontology annotation, molecular function: zinc ion binding; nucleic acid binding. The transcript has a single exon. The record is from RefSeq and is a predicted model, not a curated record. Bases 1 to 684 code for a protein of 227 amino acids.